GACUGUCGAUGUCAAUGUCACAACAAACAUUGCACGAGUUACGUUUUUAGCAAUUAUUUGCUAUGUUUCGUCGUUUUUAAAAUAAUAAAGGCGCUCUAAAUUCGUAGACUACAUCAUACUAAUCAUACAAUCAUGUUGAGAAGUUUCAUUCGCAUUAAUAGAGCUGGUAGUCAAUGCUCAAGAUUAUGCGCAGCGACUACGCUAAGCCUAAAUAGCAUCAAGCACUUUAGCGGAAUAUCCCAAGGGAUCCAGAGAAAUGUCAACAAAAAGGUUCCUUUACUCAACAAAUGUGUCUGUCGGACCAUGUUCAUUCAGACACAGGAUACUCCCAAUCCAAAUAGCUUGAAGUUCUUACCUGGCGUUAAAGUGUUGGAAUCUGGACAAACUAUGGAUUUUCCUAACAUCGGUGAAGCUCAAUGUAGUCCUUUAGCAAAAAUGAUUUUCCGCAUCGACGGAGUGAAAUCAGUGUUUUUCGGUCCUGAAUUCAUAACUGUAACAAAGCAAGAUGAUGAUGUCGACUGGAGGGUUAUGAAACCAGAUAUUUUUGCAACUAUUAUGGACUUCUUUGCCAGCGGUUUACCUGUAAUAAUCGAUGCUAAACCUUCAGGAGAUACACAAAUAAAUGAAGAUGAUGAUGAGACAGUACAAAUGAUAAAGGAACUCUUAGAUACCCGUAUCAGGCCUACAGUUCAGGAAGAUGGUGGUGAUGUCCUAUUUGUGGACUUUAAAGAUGGUAUACUAAGGCUCAAAAUGCAAGGUUCCUGUUCUUCAUGUCCCAGCUCGAUUGUUACUCUGAAAAAUGGAGUACAAAACAUGAUGCAGUUCUACAUCCCAGAAGUCGUAGCUGUUGAACAAAUUGAUGAUGAAGGCCAAAAAUUAAGCGAAAAAGUGUUCAAAGAAUUUGAACAAUUGAAAACCAAAGAAAAGGCAGACCCUUGAAUGAAUCUACACGUUAAUACAUAUUUAUAAGUAGAAAUAUAAUAUUAUGUAUAUACAGUCUUAUGUUGAAUAUAGAAAAAUAAAUUGUA
Messenger RNA from Spodoptera litura, 1028 nucleotides. RefSeq names its product NFU1 iron-sulfur cluster scaffold homolog, mitochondrial. The record is from RefSeq and is a predicted model, not a curated record. Gene Ontology annotation, molecular function: iron-sulfur cluster binding; iron ion binding. Gene Ontology annotation, biological process: iron-sulfur cluster assembly. Lineage: Eukaryota; Metazoa; Arthropoda; Insecta; Lepidoptera; Noctuidae. Gene Ontology annotation, cellular component: mitochondrion.